UAAAUUUUUCAUUUAUUCAGCAUUCAGGGCUUACUCAGUUGACCCAAGAUCUUGUGGCUUUUCAUAGAUCCAAAACAUUGCACAAUAGAUUUUCAAAAUGAAAGGGCAGAAAAAGUAUUGUAGCAUACAGAAUCUGAUCUCCUGGCUAAAUGAGUUUGACUUAAAAAUAAUCCUUCAAAAGAUAAGUGUUGUUUCCUAAUGAAACUUCUGGUUAGGAAGGUACAGAAAGCAGAUGGCCGCAAUAACAUUUGUCACUUAGAAAUUAACAAAGCAUACUUGCUCUAAUCAGAUAAUAAGGGAGAAGAUAUUUCCUGGAUCAGAUUUCUCAUGUGAUCAGGGAGUUCUAAUAUCUGAGAAGUAUGCAUUGGGGAUAGCCAAAGGAUUUCCACCAAUAAAUUGUGGCUGUCAUAAUUUGGACCAAGAUAUUAUGGGGGAAAUUCUGAUAGUCAAUGAUAGUUUAUAAGUGGGAAUAGUUGGCUAUCCCCCAAACAUUCUUUUGACCAUUUAUUAAAUGCAAGAAAGAAAAAAAAAACAAUUCUUCAAUUCACAUAUUACAUUUGCUAAAGGAUCUACUAAAAUGAAUUAUUCACUUUAUACUCUUGGAAAAACACAGAGAGAGAGAAACAGGCAGCAGGUGACCAACUUUAGGGAUGUUGCAGAGUAGAAUAUCAAGAAAUUGGAUCCAGCUUAGCAAUUCAAUUACUUAAUGAAAGUGAUCCUCUGCUCAGGUUAUUUUUGCCAAUCCAUUAAAACAAAUCUCCAUCAUGCUUAAAGUCACUGUUUUCAAAGCAAAUUUUCCAAAGGCCAAUACAGGACUUUGCAUCUAUCUGACUUAGCCACAAUGUUAAUUCACAAGAAAGUUUGGGAGAGGGGCCAAGGAACUGUCACAUUUAGAAACCAGUCGAUCAGUCAAUAAGAAUUUAUUAAUUGCUCACUAUUCCCUGGACACUGUGCUAAACUUUGAGUCUCCAAAGAAUGGUAAAAGGUAGUGCAUGUCCUCAGGAAGCUUGAUGGAAGCAGGAAGCAGCAAGCAGGCUGAGAAGAUAAAAUUUUGGAAUUUUUAAAAUGAAAAUUUACAAUAUCAAGUUAUUUAUAAUUAAAGUCCAAACCUCCAGUUAUUAUUCGUUGUGGAAAGCGUUAAUACUAUUAAAACUAUCAAUAACCUGGUGUGUGGCUACCCCUUCUUUAGUAGCUCGUCGGCACUUUGCCCCUCUCAGUAGCUUUGCCCUCAAUCAAAACCAGGUUUUGCCAGAGAGAAGCUUCAAAACCCUACAGUAACCAUUUCGUUCUUCUCUUGUGUCCGUGUUGCAGGUAGGCGGGACCAACAGAAAGGGAAAAGGAGGAGCUGGAGCUGGUAGGACCACAUCACUGGGAUCCUGCCUAAACUGAGAUCUACUUCCCUGGACAGUUCCCCACAUGGGCACAGUCUUCUCAAGCGCAGGAAAAACCUAGGGAUCCUUCAGGAAGGCAGGCAGUCACUUCAAGCCUGGGCAACUGGACUGAGUGGCCUGGGGCACCACCUCCUUGAUGUUUCUAAAAAGGCGUAAAUGUGAUGUCAUGCCCGUUGUUUUGGUACGCCCGACCAAUAGGACUCACCUCCUGGAUUCUACAGGAGCCGGGAUGGGCCCUUCCUCUCACCAGCAGCAGGACUCCCCUCUCUCUACCAUAACGCAUUGCGCAGGGUGCACCACCGCCAGGUCUCCCUGCAGCUUUAACAGUUCUGAUAUGGAAACCCCAUUGCAGUUGCAGCGAGGCUUCUUUCCCGAUCAGCAGCAGCAGCAGCAAAAUCACCAACAGCCGCAGCAGCAGACACAAGACAAACCGUGCCUCUCCUUCCAGCAGCACUCAAAGCAACAACAUUACUACCACCACCAGCAGCAGCAGCAGCCACAGAUACACCAGUGGCAGCCGGGUAGUAGCGGCAGUAGCUCAUGCCUUCAGUGCAACAGCUGCGCCUCCUCCAGCGCCCAGGUGGCGGGGGGAAGGGUGGGGGAUAAUCUGCCUCUGCUACUCCGCACCUCAUCACCCGGCAGCGCUUUUGGAACCCGCAACUCCACGCCUGUUUCCACCUCAUCCUGCUGCUGCUGCUCUUCUCGGAGGGGCAGCCAGCUCAAUGUGAGUGAGUUGAAUCCAUCUAGCCAUGCCAGUGUCCCCAGGAAACAGCAGCAGCAGUUCCCACAGUACCAAUACUCUUCCCAAUACCACCAGUGCAGCUUGCAGCAGGCUGCCAGCCCCACUAGCAGCCUCAGAAGCAGCGGCGGUGGCAGCGGGCACCUCCACCACAAUCGCCAUCACCACCACCACCAGCAGCAGCAGCAGCAGCUGCAGCAGGGUCGCCGGGAAAGCAACCCCUUCACUGAAAUAGCCAUGAGCAGCUGCAGGUACAACGGAGGAGUGAUGCGUCCACUCAGCAACUUAAGCUCCUCCCGCAGGAACCUGCAUGAGAUGGACUCAGAGUCUCAGCCCCUGCAGCCCUCAGCUUCUGGUGGCUGUAGGUCCUCUUCCCCAGCUGCAGCCGUUCCUCCUCCUCCUGCUGCCCCCUCUUCCUCAGCCCCGGAGAUAGUAGUGUCCAAACCCGAGCACAAUAACUCUAACAACCUAGCGCUGUAUGGGAGCGGUGGGGGUGUUGGUGCUGGAGAUAGAGGAGGUGGGGGUGGGAGAAGCAGCGGGAUCAAGUCUAGCAAGAAGAAAAACCAGAACAUAGGUUACAGGCUAGGCCUUCGGAGAGCCUUAUUUGAGAAGAGAAAGCGGCUCAGCGACUACGCGCUCAUCUUCGGCAUGUUCGGGAUUGUGGUCAUGGUCAUUGAGACUGAGUUGUCCUGGGGCGCCUACGACAAGGCAUCCCUGUAUUCCCUAGCUCUGAAAUGCCUUAUCAGCCUCUCCACAAUUAUCCUGCUUGGUCUUAUUAUUGUGUAUCACGCCAGGGAGAUCCAGUUGUUCAUGGUGGACAAUGGAGCAGAUGACUGGAGAAUAGCCAUGACUUAUGAGCGUAUUUUUUUCAUCUGCUUGGAAAUAUUGGUGUGUGCUAUUCAUCCCAUCCCUGGGAAUUAUACAUUCACAUGGACAGCCCGGCUUGCCUUCUCCUAUACCUCAUCCACAACAACUGCUGAUGUGGAUAUCAUUUUGUCUAUACCAAUGUUCUUAAGACUUUAUCUUAUUGCCAGAGUUAUGCUUUUACAUAGCAAACUUUUCACUGAUGCCUCCUCUAGAAGCAUUGGAGCUCUUAAUAAAAUAAACUUCAACACGCGUUUUGUUAUGAAGACUUUAAUGACUAUAUGUCCAGGAACUGUACUGUUGGUUUUUAGUAUCUCCUUAUGGAUAAUUGCUGCAUGGACUGUCCGAGCCUGUGAAAGGUACCAUGAUCAACAAGAUGUCACUAGCAACUUCCUUGGAGCAAUGUGGUUGAUUUCAAUAACUUUUCUCUCCAUUGGUUAUGGUGACAUGGUACCUAAUACGUAUUGUGGAAAAGGAGUCUGUUUACUUACUGGAAUUAUGGGUGCUGGUUGCACUGCACUGGUGGUAGCUGUGGUUGCCAGGAAAUUAGAACUUACCAAAGCUGAAAAACACGUGCAUAAUUUCAUGAUGGAUACCCAGCUAACCAAAAGAGUGAAAAAUGCAGCUGCCAAUGUACUCAGGGAAACAUGGCUAAUUUACAAAAAUACAAAGCUGGUAAAAAAAAUAGAUCAUGCAAGAGUAAGAAAACAUCAGCGUAAAUUCUUACAAGCAAUCCAUCAAUUAAGAAGUGUAAAAAUGGAACAGAGGAAACUAAAUGACCAAGCAAAUACAUUGGUGGAUCUGGUCAAGACACAAAGCAUCAUGUAUGACAUGAUUUCUGACAUAAGUGAAAGGAGUGAAGAAUUUGACAAGAGGGUUGGUAACCUGGAAAAUAAGUUAGAGACUUUGAUUGGUAACAUUCAAGCCCUCCCUGAACUGCUAAGUCAGACAAUCAGUAAGCAGCAAAGAGAUUUUAUGGAAGCUCAGAUGCAAAGCUACAACAAGAAUGUUGCCUACAGUGCAGAGCGGUCACGGUCCUUGACCCGAAGAAGGAGGUCCUCCUCUACAGCACCACCAACUUCAUCAGAGAGUAGCUAGAAGAGAAUAAGUUAACCACAAAAUAAAAGACUUUUUGCCAUCAUAUGGUCAAUAUUUUAGCUUUUAUUGUAAAGCCCUAUGGUUCUAAUCAGUGUUAUCUGGGUUCUGAUGUCAGAAUUCUGGGAACCUGAACACAAUGUUUUAGGCCAAAAUGAGUGAAAACUCUUUUCUUUUCUUUCAGAUGCACAGGGAAUGCACCUAUUAUUGCUAUAUAGAUUGUUCCUCCUGUAAUUCCACUAACUUUUUAUUCAUGCACUUCAAACUUUACUACUACAGUAUAUAAUAUAAUAAAAAAUGUUAAUUUCUGCA
Phascolarctos cinereus (koala) is the source of this 4401-nucleotide messenger RNA. RefSeq names its product potassium calcium-activated channel subfamily N member 2 (gene KCNN2). Gene Ontology annotation, molecular function: small conductance calcium-activated potassium channel activity; calmodulin binding. Gene Ontology annotation, cellular component: membrane. Gene Ontology annotation, biological process: potassium ion transport. NCBI's taxonomy places the organism in Eukaryota, Metazoa, Chordata, Mammalia, Diprotodontia, Phascolarctidae. The record is from RefSeq and is a predicted model, not a curated record.